CUGGGAACAAGUGGUGGACCUGACCUACUCCAUACACCUGGGAGAGAAACUCAGACUCAUAGAGCAGGAUGACGCUGCAGUGCAGAAGUUUCGGUCUGUGCCCCCAGGCUGGAGCUACGAGCAUGACCUGGAGCUGGGGCACUUCCUGUAUGAUCACAGCGAGAAGGAGCUGCAGCACAGGGACUGCACCAAAGACCACCUCAGCAGUAUCGAGGUCUCCUCGCAGGCGGAGAACUGCGGUGCAGCUCAUCUGACGGACAGCCAGGAAGACACCUACUGGGAGAGCAAUGGGCUCCCAGGGGAGCACUGGGUGCGGCUCAACAUGAAGAAGGGCGUUAUUAUCAAGAAGCUGUGGCUGGUGGUGGACGCUAGGGCCGACUCUUAUAUACCCAGACGGGUGGCUGUGUAUGGGGGGACACCAAACAAUCUGCAGCACCUGAGAACUGUCCUAAUUAACAUGCAGAGCUACCGGGCUGUUUGCAUCCUUCGCGAUGUGAAGACCUACAUGCCAGUGCUAGAGAUCCGCAUCCUCACGUGUCAAGAACACGGGAACAAUGUCCGCCUGCGAGGGAUCAAGCUCAAGUCCUUCUGGGAGUGGGACCUGAUCCUCAACGCUGACAUGUUCCAGCCAGCACGGCUAGUGCUGCGCUAUCCUCUCCUGGAAGGGGUGGAUGCUGACGUGCUGUACCGGCGGGCCGUGCUCAUUCAGAGGUUUGUGCAGCUCCUGGACAGUGUCCUGCAUUACCUGAUUCCCUGCUCUGAGGACGGCAUCGGCACCUUCAAUGCACUCAGGGUGAGUGUUUGCUGGGUUCUUCUGGGCUGGUGCCAGUCAGCCCUCACCCCCCACUGUCUGCAUUCCUCGGAGAGUGGCCACCCUUACAACACGCCAAAGCUGCACAUCAACCGGCACCUGGCCCGGGAGCACUACGCCAACCCUGCGCUGGACCCCAGCUGCAGGAAAGCCAUCUUCACCCAGCUCUAUGAAGGCCUUGGAUGUCCCAAGAACAACCAGCCCUUGGACUACAGGUGGCCCCUGACCUACAACCAGUGGUGGACGUGUGAGUUCAUCAGUGAGGGCAUCAUCGACCAGGGUGGUGGUUUUCGGGACAGUCUGUCAGACAUAUCAGAGGAGCUGUGUCCCAGCUCGGGUGAUGUCCCCAUACCCCUGCCCUUCUUCGUGCGCACCUCCAACCAGGGUAACAGCAGCAGCAACACCAGGGACCCCUCCUGCAAGGACUUCCCCAAGUAUGAGUGGAUCGGGCAGCUGAUAGGAGCAGCCCUGAGGAGCAAGGAGUUUCUGAUCCUGGCUUUGCCGGCACUAGUGUGGAAGCAGCUGGCAGGGGAGGAGGUCAGCUGGAGCAAGGACUUCGCCACCGUGGACUUGGAGCUGGUGAGCAGGGCUGCUGCUGGUGAGCCAGUGUGCGAACAAACUAUUGAGUUCAUUUUUGGCAGAGAGCUGACCUACACGGCGGUCCUGAGUGACCAGCGUGUGGUGGAGCUGAUCCCCAAUGGCAGCAGCACCGUGGUGCACUAUGAGGACCGUAAGGAAUUCAUCCGUUUGGUGCAGAGGGCUCGGCUGGAGGAGAACAAAGAGCAGAUCGCAGCCAUGCGUGCUGGGCUGCUCUGCGUGGUGCCCCAGCCCGUGCUGGACCUGCUUACCUGGCAGCAGCUGGAGAAGAAGGUCUGCGGGGACCCUGAGAUCACAGUGACUGAACUGCAGAGAUUCAUCAGAUUUGAGAGCUUCCCCCCUGACGACCCCCGUGUCCAGAACUUCUUGGAGGCACUCAACAACUUCACCAGUGAGGAUCUCAGACGCUUCCUCAAGUUCGUCACUGGCCGGAGCCGCCUUCCAGUUCAGAUCAGUGUCCAGCCGGAAAGCUCGGACACAUUGGACCGGAUGCCACAGGCCUCCACGUGUUUCUGCACCCUCUACUUGCCCAGCUAUUCCUCGGCCAAGGCCUGUGAAGAGCUGCUGCGAUACGCCGUGUACAACUGCAUGUCCAUUGACACUGACAGGGACACCUGA
Messenger RNA from Apaloderma vittatum (bar-tailed trogon), 2026 nucleotides. Its product is annotated as E3 ubiquitin-protein ligase HECTD3-like. The annotation marks the transcript as partial. The transcript has 20 exons. The record is from RefSeq and is a predicted model, not a curated record. Lineage: Eukaryota; Metazoa; Chordata; Aves; Trogoniformes; Trogonidae. Gene Ontology annotation, molecular function: ubiquitin-protein transferase activity.